AUGAGGUUCGCCGAUUUCGCCGUCGAUUUGGCAGCGGUGCUCAGCGCAUCGCGCUCCGUCGCAUCCAAGCAUGUCGCGCUGAGAGGUCGACAGCUUGAAAGCUUCACCAAGGCGUCGAGCUUGACGCGCAAAUCCCCAACAGCGCCUCAGUAUACGCGAGACAAUGCGACAACCCAAACAACCACGGCCACACCUGAGGCAGUGGAAGCUCAGACGCAAGCUACAACAGAAGUGCCUCCCUCGCAAAAUGAGCCGACAUCGCAGGCAGCUCACAUCCCACACACGACUCCGAGCAACUUUCAACCCCCUAAAAUCAACAAUGCAUCCGGGAUUCGGCCAGACUCUGGGUCUGUUCUCUCCCAGUUGAGACAAUCGAAUCCUUCGGGAUUUCCCUGGUCAGAUGCGUCGCCAUUGGAAGCAAAGGACAAAGAGGCCAGUGCCCCUGUAGCUGCUUCUGUGAGCAAGGGGCCGACAGCUUCGUACGGCGCACCUGUUUCCGAGGAGCUCGACGACGACCUCCCGCCUGGUGUCAAUGUUAACAUCUUCCACAGCACCCGAGCCGCCAAACUCCUGGGUAAAGACGAAGAUCAGGCGAAGGAUAAGUUUGGGAACCGGAAGAAGCUUAAGCCCGCUGGCCUGCCUGAGUUUGUCGAUUUCUCCAAGUUGGCAAAGGACAGUCAGAAGGCUUCCCCUCCGCCAAAGACCAGCUCAAAACCUACACAGGAGGCUUCCGAGACCAACGUAAUCGAAGACAGCGCAAUCAGCCAACCAAAGUCGAUUGCGUCAGAGCCCCGGGAAGCUGCGGCACCUUUCCCUGCCUCUGCUCAAUCGGUGUCAAAAGACGAGCCGCCCAUUGAGGCUGUUCUGGAAGCCGCGGUCGACCAGCCAGCUACAACGGCAUACGCCCUCAGAGAAUCAAAGGUGCCGGCUACACGUUUGAGCAGACUUUGGAACUACAGCGGCCUGGCAGCGGGCAUGAUGGGAGGUGCCAUUACCGAAAGUAUCGGCCGGGCAUUCGGCGGCAAGGGAGAGGGUUCCGUGUUGCUCAGCGCCGGCAACAUGGAGAGACUCGUGGCGAAGCUCUCAAGAAUGCGCGGCGCCGCCUUGAAGAUGGGCCAGAUGAUGAGUUUCCAGGACACCAAGAUGCUUCCCGCGCCGAUUCAGGAGGUCCUGCAGAGGGUGCAGGACCGCGCCGACUACAUGCCGGCUUGGCAGAGGGACAAGGUGCUCACGACGAACCUGGGCCCGGAGUGGCGCGAGCUAUUCGAAGAGUUUGAGGAGAAGCCCAUUGCCGCUGCGUCGAUCGGCCAGGUUCACCGAGCCACCCUGAAAGAUGGCGGCCGCAAGGUUGCCGUCAAGAUCCAGUUUCCGGGCGUCGCCGACUCCAUCAACUCGGAUCUCGACAACCUCGGUAUCCUCCUGACGGCGACCAAACUCCUCCCCAAGGGCUUGUACCUGAACAAGACCAUCGACAACGCACGGCUCGAGCUCGGCUGGGAAUGCGACUACGAGCGCGAGGCGCAGUGCCUGAUCAAGUACAAGGAGCUGCUUGCCGACGAACCUGAUACCUUCCUCGUGCCCGAUGUCCACCUUCAGGCCUGUGGUAAGAACGUUUUGACGAUGGACUGGAUGGAGGGCGUCGGUGUCACCCGGGUAAAGUCCUUCACUCAGGAGCAGAAGGACUGGAUCGGCACGCAGAUCCUGCGCCUCUGCCUGCGGGAGAUCACCGAGUUCAAGUUCAUGCAGACGGAUCCCAACUGGACCAACUUCCUCUACAACGCGGAGACCAACAAGCUCGAGCUGCUCGACUUUGGUGCCUCGAGGGAAUAUCCCGAUGAGUUUGUCACGCAGUACGUCGAGCUGCUCGCGGCGGCCUCGAGAACGGACCGCGAGGGUGUGAAGCAGCUCUCGGAGAGCCUGGGUUAUCUCACCGGUCACGAGAGCAAGACAAUGGUGGAUGCCCACGUCAUGUCGGUUCUCACCCUGGCUGAGCCCUUCCUCGACUCGGCCCCUGAGGUCUACGACUUCCACAACCAGACCAUCACCGAACGGGUCAAGGCCCUCAUCCCCGUCAUGCUGCGCGAGAGACUCGCGCCGCCGCCCGAGGAGACGUACAGCUUGCACCGCAAGCUGAGUGGUGCCUUUUUGCUCUGUGCAAAGCUUGGCAGCAAGGUCAGAUGCCGCGAGAUGUUUGCGGCGAGUCUGAAAAAGAACGGAUACACUGUUUAG
Messenger RNA from Colletotrichum spaethianum, 2229 nucleotides. RefSeq names its product protein ABC1, mitochondrial. Gene Ontology annotation, biological process: ubiquinone biosynthetic process. The record is from RefSeq and is a predicted model, not a curated record. The transcript has a single exon. Gene Ontology annotation, cellular component: extrinsic component of mitochondrial inner membrane. Bases 1 to 2229 code for a protein of 742 amino acids. Lineage: Eukaryota; Fungi; Ascomycota; Sordariomycetes; Glomerellales; Glomerellaceae. Gene Ontology annotation, molecular function: kinase activity.